UCUAGCUCUCUCUUGCGCGCUCGCUCUCUCGAUCUCACCCUCGCUCUGCGUUCUGUCCGGGAGGAGUACCCAGAAGCCAAUAGGAUGCGGGGUCUCUAAUGGAUGCAAAUGAUGGUGAAAAGACGGGGCAAAAUAUGAAACAACUCAUUUGGAGGGAAGUAAAUCACCGAAAACUGUUUAUGAACUGGCAUCCCUUCUUCGAAAUGUAAAGCGAGGACCUCUUUAAGUGGCGCCCCCAACUACAGCCUGCGCCGCCGCCGCCGCCUCAAAAUUCAAUAAAAUGAGCUCUUAUUUCGUCAACUCACUGUUCUCCAAAUACAAAACCGGGGAGUCCCUGCGCCCCAAUUAUUAUGACUGCGGCUUCGCCCAGGACCUGGGCGGCCGACCCACCGUGGUGUACGGUCCCAGCAGCGGCGGCAGCUUCCAGCACCCGUCGCAAAUCCAGGAGUUCUACCACGGGCCAUCGUCGCUGUCCACGGCUCCCUACCAGCAGAACCCGUGUGCCGUGGCGUGCCACGGAGACCCCGGUAACUUCUACGGCUACGACCCGCUGCAGCGCCAGAGCCUGUUCGGUGCGCAGGAUCCAGACCUGGUGCAGUACGCAGACUGCAAGCUCGCGGCCGCCAGCGGCCUGGGCGAGGAGGCCGAGGGGUCUGAGCAGAGCCCCUCGCCCACACAGCUCUUCCCCUGGAUGCGCCCUCAAGCAGCCGCCGGACGCAGGCGAGGCCGCCAGACCUACAGCCGCUACCAGACCCUGGAGCUGGAGAAAGAGUUCCUAUUUAAUCCGUAUCUGACUCGCAAGCGGAGGAUCGAGGUAUCGCACGCUCUGGGACUGACAGAGAGACAGGUCAAAAUCUGGUUCCAGAACCGGAGAAUGAAGUGGAAAAAGGAGAACAACAAAGACAAGUUCCCCAGCAGUAAAUGCGAGCAGGAGGAGCUGGAGAAAGAGAAGCUGGAGCGGGCGCCAGAGACCGCCGAGCAGGGCGAUGCGCAGAAGGGUGACAAGAAGUAGGCUCCAGUUGGGACUGCUUGGGCCGGGGCUAGCCCGCACGUCCGCCGGUCCCUCCCGCGACCACGCCGCUGUCGCCCGCUCCCCCGCCUCCGAGAGCUCCGGCCCCGCGAGCGGAGCCAGGAGCUGGGCCUCCCACCGCAGCGUCCCCCGCCGCGCCAGUCCCUGCUAGUGGUAGUAUCUCGUAAUAGCUUGUGUGUGAGCUACCGUGGAUCUCCUUCCCUUCUCUUGGGGGCCAAGGGGGGAAAAAAGAAAAGGAUUUUAAACAAGGACUCCCUCGCCUUGCGAGGGUGAGCGACUGCUGCCUGCCAGAGCCCCCCUCGCCCCCGCCCCAUGUAAAAAAGCCUCCUUGUGCAAUGGUCUUUUUCCUUUGAACGUGCUCCUUUGUAAUGACCAAGGUACCGAUUUCUGCUAAGUUUUCCCAACAACAUGAAACUGCCUAUUCACGCCGUAAUUCUUUCUGUCUCCCUCCCACUUUCUCUCUCUCUCUUUCUCUCUCUUUCACCACGUCCUCAUCUUUCCUCGCAACCCAGCUCCCCACUGCCCUCCCUAGCUCGCUGGCUUUCUCUCUUGCUUCUCUCUUUUCCUCCUGUCCCCCCCCCUUUGAUUUGACAAUUUUGUCUUAAGUGUUUCUCAAAAGAGAUUACUUUAGUUAGCAUGCGCGCUGUGAGCAAUUGUUAAAAGUGUUCUUAGGUUUGCUGUGAAGAGAAUGUAUCCUGUAUCCGUGAAUUGCUUUAUUGGGGGGAGGGAGGGCUAAUUAUAUAUUUUGUUGUUCCUCUAUACUUUGUUCUGUUGUCUGCGCCUGAAAAGGGCGGAAGAGUUACAAUAAAGUUUACAAGCGAGAACCCGA
Molecule: messenger RNA, 1859 nt
Organism: Alexandromys fortis (reed vole)
Lineage: Eukaryota; Metazoa; Chordata; Mammalia; Rodentia; Cricetidae
Gene: Hoxb8
Product: homeobox B8
Exons: 3
Coding region: 281-1012 (243 amino acids)
Biological process (GO): regulation of transcription by RNA polymerase II
Cellular component (GO): nucleus
Molecular function (GO): RNA polymerase II transcription regulatory region sequence-specific DNA binding; DNA-binding transcription factor activity, RNA polymerase II-specific
Source: RefSeq, a predicted model, not a curated record